Molecule: messenger RNA, 516 nt
Organism: Iphiclides podalirius (scarce swallowtail)
Lineage: Eukaryota; Metazoa; Arthropoda; Insecta; Lepidoptera; Papilionidae
Source: the annotation of a GenBank genome assembly
AUGAUUAGAGAUUCUGUUGAUAUGCUGCCGCACGAUAGCUUUGGAUCAGAUAAGCCGCGCGCGGUCGAAAACUUCGGAUCGGAUGCCGCCAGAGCAGCGAUCUUAGCGAACGAUAUCGGGUCGUUCUCGUUCCCAAUUUGCGGAAAGCGGAAAAGAGUAUACCUGUCUAUUCGAAAAGCUAAACAUAAUAAGUUCGAUAUUCCCGCUCUCACAACGGACUUGGAGGCGAGGGGGGGGGGGGGGGGGGGGGCUUUCAAAGAGCGCUACGACACGACGCUUUUGUGGAAUUCGAGGUGGCGGAGGAUGUUCCAAUUACGAGUCUCAUUUGCGUGGGGCUGUUUGAAACGGUACACGCGCGGACCCGUCUCAACGAUGACACGGGGCCGAAAAGGCCCCUCGGAGAGGUGUCGGCUUCCCGGGCGCGCCGUGAUGCGGGACGACGUGUUCACGUGCCGAUGGGCCGAACGUAUUACACCCCCGAACGCACCUAGGGUCGCUUAUUAUCAGCGGGGUGUA